Messenger RNA from Leptopilina heterotoma, 1776 nucleotides. RefSeq names its product NEDD8-conjugating enzyme Ubc12 (gene UbcE2M). Lineage: Eukaryota; Metazoa; Arthropoda; Insecta; Hymenoptera; Figitidae. The transcript is spliced from 4 exons. Bases 160 to 705 code for a protein of 181 amino acids. The record is from RefSeq and is a predicted model, not a curated record.
GUACGUGACUCUAGUCCAGACGACGUUGUUUCAACACCACGAUUUUGCUGUCAAAAAGAAGAUUUUCGUUUAUUUUUGUGUUUAUACACUAGGACACGUAUAAAAAAUUACUGAAUUUGUAUGUCUCGCUAAAUUAGAAACUAAACGUUUCUUUUUAACAUGAUUAAACUAUUUUCCUUGAAACAAGCAAAAAAGGAUGGGGAAUCUCCAAGAGGUGGAACACAGAAGAAAGCUUCAGCAGCCCAGCUGAGAAUAAUGAAAGAUGUAAAUGAACUUAAUUUACCAAAAACAUGCCAAUUAGAUCAUCCUGAUCCGGAUGACCUGCUUAGUUUUAAAAUAACUAUUUGUCCCGAUGAGGGUUUUUAUCGAGGUGGAAAAUUUGUUUUUAGUUUUAAAGUUGGGCCUAAUUAUCCACAUGAACCUCCGAAAGUUAAAUGCGAGACACAGGUCUAUCACCCGAACAUUGACCUUGAGGGGAAUGUGUGCCUGAAUAUUUUAAGAGAAGACUGGAAACCAGUUCUUACUAUCAACACGAUUGUUUAUGGACUACAGUAUCUUUUCCUAGAACCAAAUCCAGAGGAUCCGUUAAACAAAGACGCGGCCGAGGUUUUGCAAAACAAUCGUCGAGUAUUCGAGCAAAAUGUAGCAAAAGCCAUGAAAGGUGGUUAUAUAGGUCAAUAUUAUUUCGAACGAUGUUUAAAGUGAUACAUCGCUCGUUUCAUGGGGUGUGUAAAUGCACACGGAAAAUCACAAUCGCAAGUGGAGGUCUUAAAAAAAAAGAUAAAAAAAUAUUUCGAGUACGAGUAAUGGAGCACUUGGUGUAGGACGUUUGCCGUAUACCUUACAUUUUGCUUUUUAUAUACUCGCUAGUUUUCGAAUUUCGCCGAGACCUUCGAUCUCUCUUAAAACCAUCGAAUAUUUUACGCUUCUUUGGUCUAUAAAUCUAAUCUAAAAGUAAAAAAAAAGAAACAACCGAAAUAACACGAUUCAUUCUAUUUGGCUAAGAAAACGGAAAACAUUUUACUUGUACAUAAAUCGAUUAAAAAUAUGUUUCAAGUACACAAGACGGAAGUGAAAAUGAAAAACUUUAAUCUCUUAAACAAAAAUUUGUGUUAAUUUUCAUUCUAUUAGCUGCUAUUCACCAUUUUUCUAUAUAUUUAAAAAAGAAAAAAAAAGAAAACACGUCUGUUGGGGCACCUAUUGAUAAUUGUACAAAGUCUGGAUUCUAGAUUCUUCAAAAACAAUUUUUUAUUAACUUUUAUUUCAAAUUCUUACUUUUUAUUUUUAACUUAAAAUUUUUUAAACCAAUUGUAUUCUUAUGUGUAGAUUUUUUCGAUUCUGUAAAAGUUUCAGAUUAAUAAAUGUUCUUCACAAGAAAACCGUAAAACUGACGUUUAACGUCAAUUCACAUAAAUUGUCAUAGCCAAUGGUGGAUUUGCAUAGUUAAAAAGAAGGAAAACACUGUUUUUGGAGUAUUACAGUAAAUCAUUGACAAUUUACGGAUUUUAAACAGAAAAAAAUUUUUCAAUAGCUAUGCAAAUCCUCCAAUGAGGAAGUACAAAUUAUAAUAUUAAACAAAAACUCAUCACUGCAUUUAUUUAUAAAAUUUUCUUUGGACCAUGACUGACUAAUUACUUUUAAGAAUAUCAUUAAUCGUAUUCUUCAUUUAGCAAAAUAAUUCACGACUAUCUGUCAUGAUUCAAAGAACAAAUAUACCACUAAUCUGUAAUAAUUUUUUUAGCAAUGUAAGAAUAUAAUAAAUACAGUCAAAAAUAA